This is a messenger RNA of Saccoglossus kowalevskii, 2346 nucleotides long. RefSeq lists its product as uncharacterized. Lineage: Eukaryota; Metazoa; Hemichordata; Enteropneusta; Harrimaniidae. The record is from RefSeq and is a predicted model, not a curated record.
AUGCCAUGCUGUGUGGAUGUGUCUUGGUAUGCCAUGCUGUGUGGAUGUGUUCUGGUAUGCCAUGCUGUGUGGAUGUGUUUUGGUAUGCCAUGCUGUGUGGAUGUGUUUUGGUAUGCCAUGCUGUGUGGAUGUGUUUUGGUAUGCCAUGCUGUGUGGAUGUGUUUUGGUAUGCCAUGCUGUGUGGAUGUGUUGUGGUAUGCCAUGCUGUGUGGAUGUGUUAUGGUAUGCCAUGCUGUGUGGAUGUGUUCUGGUAUGCCAUGCUGUGUGGAUGUGUUCUGGUAUGCCAUGCUGUGUGGAUGUGUUGUGGUAUGCCAUACUGUGUGGAUGUGUUGUGGUAUGCCAUACUGUGUGGAUGUGUUGUGGUAUGCCACGCUGUGUGGAUGUGUUGUGGUAUGCCACGCUGCGUCGAUGUGUUAUGGUAUGCCAUGCUGUGUGGAUGUGUUGUGGUAUUCCACGCUGUGUGGAUGUGUUGUGGUAUGCCAUGCUGUGUGGAUGUGUUGUGAUAUGCCAUGCUGCGUCGAUGUGUUAUGGUAUGCCAUGCUGUGUGGAUGUGUUAUGGUUUUCCAUGCUGUGUGGAUGUGUUGUGGUAUGCUAUGCUGUGUGGAUGUGUUGUGGUAUGCCAUGCUGUGUGGAUGUGUUGUGGUAUGCCAUGCUGUGUGGAUGUGUUGUGGUAUGCCAUGCUGUGUGGAUGUGUUGUGGUAUGCCAUGCUGUGGGGAUGUGUUGUGGUAUGCCACGCUGUGUGGAUGUGUUGUGGUAUGCCAUGCUGUGGGGAUGUGUUGUGGUAUGCCAUGCUGUGUGGAUGUGUUGUGGUAUGCCAUGCUGUGUGGAUGUGUUCUGGUAUGCCAUGCUGUGUGGAUGUGUUGUGGUAUGCCAUGCUGUGUGGAUGUGUUCUGCAAUCUUGUGAGAAGGCAGGUCCAUCUCUGCUAAAUGGUCUGACAUAUAAGGUUCGUAGUGGAAGUCAACUAGAUUACACACUUGGGCAGAACUAUGUCAAUCUGUUGGCGAUCAAGGACCAUGGUCACGUGUUAUGGCAGAUUUGUCGUGACCUAUCACAAGGGAUUGCACUUGAUAGUCCACGGCAUGGUGACUGCUACUGCUUCACCAUCAGUUCACAUGGAAGAAUGCAUGGCAAAUGGAAACUCCUGAAUAAUUUAACGACUGAGUUUGUUAACUGCCAGUUUAAACUCAUAAAUAUAGACAACACUGAUACCGAUAUAAUACUUACACAAAUGCUAAACACUGAUAUUGAAUUAUUACAUAUAGAUGUUGUAGAUGAGCAAGGUUGGUUAGUUCUUAUCAAGUUGAUGUCUUCACACGUUUUCAAGCGUGUGAGACAAGUAUUGCUGAAUAUAGAGUUCCACUCAAAUGAUGAAGAUUUAUUCAUUGUAAAGAAACUGGAGCUGAUUGAACAAAUAUUAAUAAAAAAGUUUGGUUUUGUAUUAACUUUCUCGAAUUUUGUACGAAAACUGAAAAUGCAGUGGAGAAUUAUUCCAAAAUUGAAUUAUUACUCGACGUGGGCGAAGAAACUUAACAAAGCUUUCCAGCUCGAAGGGGCAGCCACGAAAACGGAUGCCGAAGAAGAAUACAUGGACUUAUUCUACCCAGCAGAUUUAGAAGCAAAUCGACUACUUGAAUAUAUCACAAAAACACAUAUUAAAAUAAACUGUUCAAUAAGUAAACACAUGGGAAAAGAUGAAGACAAAGAUGGUGGAUGGGAUAUUUGCUUUGAUCCUAUAUUAGGACUAAAUUCAACACAGUGUUUAGUAUAUUCAAUAGGGAUCGGGGAGGACUUUUCAUUUGACGAAGCCAUGGCGAAGUACGGAUGUAAUGUUUUCUCGUUUGAUCCCAGCAUGCGUCAACCUAGUCACAAGCAGUCUGAGAGAGUUUGGUUCUUCGAUUAUGGCAUAGCAGAUGUGAAUAGCAAUUCUUUCUACGGAAGAGGAAUGAGAGAUGUAUAUGAAAGUAAAUGGAAAGUUAGAACAUUAGAAGGACUUAUGGCUGAAAUGAACCAUCAACAUAAGCCAAUUGAUGUUCUGAAAAUUGAUAUAGAAGGUGGUGAAUGGUCAUCACUAAAGAAGAUGCUGGAACAGGGAAUAUUGCACUAUGUUAAACAACUCGUAUUUGAAAUUCAUAUGUGGGAACUAGACUACACUGAUAAUGGAGCGAAGAUACGGGAAUGGUACAGCAUCCUACAGAGCUUAGAAAGACAAGGAUUUAGGAUGUGGCAUUGGCAUUUAAACCCCCGUAGUAUAGAUGUGUAUCUUGGAGACUAUUAUUUCAUGAAUGAACCUUGCUGUUAUGAGUUCUCUUGGAUAAAUACACAAUUUAAUGACUGGUGGCUCUAA